Molecule: messenger RNA, 2538 nt
Organism: Achroia grisella
Lineage: Eukaryota; Metazoa; Arthropoda; Insecta; Lepidoptera; Pyralidae
Gene: Nop60B
Product: H/ACA ribonucleoprotein complex subunit 4
Exons: 1
Coding region: 201-1727 (508 amino acids)
Biological process (GO): rRNA pseudouridine synthesis; mRNA pseudouridine synthesis; box H/ACA sno(s)RNA 3'-end processing
Cellular component (GO): box H/ACA snoRNP complex
Molecular function (GO): pseudouridine synthase activity; RNA binding
Source: RefSeq, a predicted model, not a curated record
CACUAGCAACAUUUGUAGUUUAAUUCACAUUUUUCAAGCUAACCUCUAAUCGUGUAAACCGCAUGUGACCCCGUAUUUUGGGGCUGAUUAAAUUCACUGAGCGACCGCAUCGCUUGUAAUUAGGACAGUUGUUUGUAUAUUUACAAGCGACGUCCAAAUAAACUGCGCAGUUGCCGGACAACGGCGUAAUAAGCGGGAAAAUGACAGAAGUGCUGCAACCGGGUGGCGAUGUAUUUAGUGAGAAAAAGAAGAAGAAAAAUAAAGAGACCGUAACAUUAGGUGCGUUCCAGAAGAUCGGCGAGUUCAAGAUUGAGCCGACGGAGAGCGUCAGUAAGUUGGAUACUGCAUACUGGCCGCUGUUACUAAAAAAUUUCGACCGACUCAAUGUGCGCACUAAUCAUUACACGCCGUUGCCAUUUGGCCAUUCGCCAUUAAAGCGACCUAUCGCUGAAUACAUCAAGUCUGGCUUCAUAAAUGUCGACAAACCGAGCAAUCCGAGUUCCCACGAAGUCGUUUCAUGGAUCAAAAGAAUAUUGAAAGUGGAGAAAACUGGUCACUCAGGUACCCUAGACCCUAAAGUUACUGGGUGUUUGAUCGUGUGCAUAGACAGAGCUACGAGGCUAGUGAAAUCCCAACAGAACGCUGGUAAGGAGUAUGUAGCUGUUUUUAAUUUGCAUUCCGCUGUAGAGAAUUUGCAGAAAGUCACACAAGGUUUGGAGAAGCUGCGUGGCGCUUUAUUCCAGCGGCCGCCGUUGAUAUCAGCUGUGAAGAGGCAGCUGCGUGUUCGUAGUGUUUAUGACAGUAAACUCCUCGAUUAUGACCAGGAACGUAACAUUGGUGUCUUCUGGGUCAGCUGUGAAGCUGGGUCGUACAUUCGUACGAUGUGUGUCCAUUUAGGUUUAAUGCUCGGUGUUGGAGGUCAGAUGAUAGAGCUGAGACGUGUACGUUCUGGUAUACAGGGGGAGAAAGAAGGCAUGGUCACAAUGCAUGAUAUAUUAGACGCACAAUGGGCAUAUGAAAAUCAUAAGGAUGAAACAUACAUACGUAGAGUUAUCAAACCACUUGAAGGCUUGCUAAUAGCACACAAGAGGAUUUUUAUAAAGGACAGUGCAGUAAAUGCUGUGUGUUACGGUGCAAAAGUACUCCUACCUGGAAUUUUACGAUAUGAAGAUGGUAUUGAAAUAGAUCAAGAAAUAGUUAUAGUUACAACAAAAGGAGAGGCCGUAGCGUUAGCCAUCGCUUUGAUGACCACAUCAACAAUGGCCUCAUGUGAUCAUGGAGUGGCAGCUAAAUUGAAAAGAGUUAUAAUGGAACGAGAUACAUAUCCAAGAAAAUGGGGAUUAGGACCAAAAGCAUCUCAGAAGAAGCAGUUAAUUCAACAAGGAAAGUUAGAUAAACAUGGUAAACCUAAUGAGAACACUCCAAGAGAAUGGUUGAAUAGUUAUGUAGAUUAUAAAGUAAAAAAAGAAGAUGAAAAUGGUUUAGCGGAGACAGACGAGGGGGGUAGAAAAAGGACAGCUAGCACAGCAAAUGCAGAUGAUCCUAAUAACUCAACAGAACUGAAGUCUGAGAAGAAGAAGAAGAAGAAAAAGAAAGACCUUGAUGGUACUGUUGAUGGAGACACAACAAUGGAUGCCGAUGUGACUGCAGAGAAUGCUGAUGAUACAACUAGAAAAGAGAAGAAGAAGAAAAAAAAGAAGGACAAAGACCAAGAGAGAGAAGCAUAAGUUCUUUUUAAGACUAUAUUUGUAACAGAUUCACCUGAUGUUCCUAUAAGGAGUCAUUUAAUUUUAUAAGUGAAAAUUAUAAAGUGACAUCUAUUUUUUAUCUGUGACAAACUGUAAAUCUCUUUAAUCCAUAAGUGAUAAUAAUAUAAAUUCAAUGUCUCUACAACCCACAUGGUUUUCAGUUGACUGUAUUUUUUUUAUUAUGAAGUCAUUAAUAAUUAUUUUUAAACUGUAGCUUUUUUUAUUUCAGUGUUCUAUUGUCUGGUUAUAUUUGUAUUUUUUUUUAUUUUAGUUAUAGCUAGAAAAGUUCUAAAUUUAAAUUUCUGUCUGAAUUUUCAUUAAAUUUUAUUAUAAAUAUUUUUGCAACAUAAGAGUACAAAGUGGAGACUCGAAUUUCCUUUGCCCCUUUUUUAUAUAGAGUAUAUACAAAAAAGUAUAUUAAGCCUGUAUAUUAAAAUAAGAAAGCAUAUUAUGAUAAUAUUAUCUGAUUAAAAAACAUUGAAUGUUGAACUCAUACAUUCUGAUUACUAAGGUAAUUAAUAAAACUGUACAGUUAAUUUCAAAUAAAUUUUGAAGUUAUUCUUACUUUAUUAGUUUACAAGUUCAUUAAUAGUGAUUAUUGCCUAAAAGAAUAAAAAAAAAUAUAACUGAACUCUUCAUACAUUUUACAUUUUUAAAAAUUAAGUCCUAAUUACGGGUUUAAUUUAACAAAUUCCAUUUUUAAAUUUUGAUCUACAUGUCAUGUUCUCACAGAAAAUAUUUUUACUUGUGUAUUAUAAAACAAUAUAGUAUUAAGUUACUCUGUAAAUGA